Messenger RNA from Pantherophis guttatus, 4297 nucleotides. The record is from RefSeq and is a predicted model, not a curated record. NCBI's taxonomy places the organism in Eukaryota, Metazoa, Chordata, Lepidosauria, Squamata, Colubridae.
CAGAAUGCAAAUUUUGCCUGAAAAUUGGUUUUUAAUGGUUAAGUUAAACCAUGGAAGUGAUUAUUGAGAAAGUUGGUAGAAUCCUUUUUAGUAGGUAUAUUGAAGCAAAGGCAGGGCAUAACUAUCAAGUCUGUUUUUAGUUUAUGUGCCACCCAAUGCUGAACAAUUCUGAACGUUGCACAAAAAACAUUAAAACUAUAAACUUUAAUUUGGACCCUGUAUUGAACACUGGACUUAGUGGUUUAAAUAGACUUCAUCUAACUUUUAGGUUUCUGGAAAUGGGGUGAGUUUCUUUGUUGAGAUGGUUCCUUCAUCAGCUUCUAUGGGGCAAAAGCUAUACAGGUAGUCUUUAGCUUAUGACCAUUUGUUUAGUGACUAAAGUAACAACAGUACUGAAGAAGAUGACUUAUGACUAGUUGGCCCACUUCCCAUAAUCACACUACGACACCAUUCCAUUUCCAGCCAACUGGAGCUUGCCAAAAUGUUUUGAGAACACAGAUGUUUGGGGGUAGUCCACAUAUUUUCUCAGGGUGCCUGGCCUUGGGUUGCUGGUACAAACUAGAUCCAGCUGCUCUGAUCUUUUAUCACCUGUCAUUCUCCCUCCCGUUUUCCCAUCACACACACACAGCGCUUUAUUGCCCUUCUAUCCCUUCCUCCUCCCCCCCCUUUCCAGUUUUUGAUUGCAGGAUGCCCAUGUGAUGCCAAGCUGAGCCAAGCAGAUCUGACAUUCUACCCCCUUUGACAGAGAUGUUAGUUCAGCAAAAGAAAAAGAAGAGGGGAGGGAAAGAUACACAAAUAUUCUAAAUUAGCAAAUAGUUCAAUGGGGUUUAUCUGGGUAUUGAUCAUAGAAUUUUAAAAGCAGUUUGGGGUUUUGAUAUGUAGGGAGUCAACCCAUUCAGUGUCUGAGGGGGGAAAGUCCUUCUAAGUUACCAAAUAUUGGGUUUUCCCCCAAUGCAUACAAGAUCUUUCACUUCAAAGUGCUGUUCUCCCUCUGUCACAAUGGGGUUGGGAGGUGGUUGCAAUUCGGGAUGGAAAGAAGAUGUGAUUUCUGGUUUCAACAGGCUGCAAUGAAAUACUGGGUAUACACAUCUGAGCAUUUUUGGCAACUCAACAAUCACUGGGCUAAUAAUACUUUUAUUGGGGAAAGUAUUUCAGCCCCAAUUUUUGGGAUGGUUCUCUAGAUUGUAAGUAUUUGGUAGACUUUGUCUCCCACUUUGGCUAAAUGUGCUUUUUAUCGACUUGUUUUUGUAUGUUUCCCUAGUUUCAUCCAAAGUUUUUCUCCCCACUGGGAGAAGAUGGAGAAUAUUCCAAAUCCCACCACGGUACUUAAAAUUAAUGCUUUCCUUAUUUAAUGGGGAUGGUAGGUAGAGGGACCGGGCUGCCAUCGAAAACGGAAAGAAAAAUACAACUAAAAUGAAAUAAACGUGGAGGCUAUUUCUUCUGAAUGACUUCCUUCACGUUGGCUUCCUCCCUGUUUCUGCCAUCGAUUUGUAAGUUUAGGCGCUGCAGAGACAGGACCCGUGUUGACUUUGGCCUCCGGAGAUAGCCUUGCGUGCCGGUGCAAACCAACAAGCAGAAGAGGGUUGUUAGAGGCAAGGGACGGAUGGUGGGAGGGAAGAGGCUCCUCUUACAGCUGGGUUUGUUUACAGCUCAAGCCGAGUCUUAAAUAGAUGUUUGCGUGGAAACCCUGAGAGAGGGCGGAGGUAGAGCGGGACACGUUACUUUGGGAGACAUGAAUCAUCCCAGAAGUACACAGUGCGAGGUCGAGGUAGCAGAGAGCGACCUGCAGAGCGCGUGUGGCUUCGCUCUGCCCCUCUCGAGCCGUCCCCGCUCCCUUUCUUCCCCAAACAUGGCCGAAAACGGGGGCGGUUUUCUGGAGCAACUCAAGUCCUGCAUCAUCUGGUCCUGGACGUACUUGUGGACUCUCUGGUUCUUCGCCAUGCUUUUUCUCGUCUACAUCUUGAGGAUACCUUUAAAGAUCAAUGACAACCUGACCUCAGUGAGUAUGUUUUUGAACACGUUAACACCCAAAUUCUACGUUGCCUUGACAGGCACUUCUUCAUUAAUCUCAGGGCUUAUUUUGAUAUUUGAAUGGUGGUAUUUUCGGAAGUAUGGAACGUCCUUCAUCGAACAAGUCUCUGUGAGUCACUUACGCCCUCUGCUGGGUGGGGUUGACAACAAUUCUCCCAGUAACUCAAAUACAAGCAAUGGGGAUUCAGAUUCCAACAGACAGAGUGUUUCAGAAUGUAAAGUCUGGCGAAAUCCCCUAAAUUUGUUUAGAGGGGCUGAAUAUAACCGAUACACCUGGGUGACUGGAAGAGAACCAUUGACAUAUUACGAUAUGAAUCUUUCAGCACAAGAUCAUCAAACAUUUUUCACAUGUGAUACUGACCAUUUAAGGCCUGCAGAUGCCAUAAUGCAAAAAGCUUGGAGAGAAAGAAAUCCACAGGCCAGAAUUUCUGCAGCACAUGAAGCUUUAGAGUUAAAUGAGUGUGCCACUGCUUACAUUCUCUUGGCAGAAGAGGAAGCAACAACUAUUGUGGAAGCAGAAAAACUGUUUAAACAGGCUCUGAAAGCAGGUGAAGGCUGCUACAGGCGUAGCCAACAAUUACAGCACCAUGGUACCCAAUAUGAAGCUCAGCACAGACGGGACACUAAUGUAUUAGUCUACAUUAAAAGGAGGCUGGCAAUGUGUGCGAGAAAACUGGGGAGAACCAGGGAAGCUGUGAAAAUGAUGAGAGAUUUGAUGAAGGAAUUCCCUCUUCUUAGUAUGUUCAACAUCCACGAAAAUUUGCUAGAAGCUUUGCUGGAGUUACAAGCAUAUGCAGAUGUUCAAGCUGUUUUAGCAAAAUAUGAUGAUAUAAGUUUACCAAAAUCAGCAACAAUAUGCUACACAGCUGCCCUUCUCAAAGCUAGAGCUGUCUCUGACAAGUUUUCUCCAGAGGCAGCUUCAAGAAGAGGUCUAAGCACAGCAGAAAUGAAUGCAGUGGAAGCUAUUCACAGAGCAGUAGAAUUUAAUCCACAUGUGCCAAAAGAAACCCAGAGCUAGCCUGACUUUACUGCAGCCAUGGUCCCUCGGGAUCGGGAAAAAGGAAGAGUGGGAAGAGAAGCCCAUGGGAGAGACACUCGCCCAUGGGAGCCAUGGCAUCUGCUGGCAGGAGACGUGAGUAGAGCUGGAGGAGUUGGAGGAAGAAGCAAUCGCAGGCGAGCUGGAUCGUGAGGACUGGAUGCUGGAGCAAGCCAUAAAGUUCCUGAGCAGGGAUUUUGGCAACCUCAAAACAUGAGAAGGCCUUAGCACACCCUGCUAACCAGCCAGCUCUGGUUAUGGUGAGCGAUGGAGCAACCAUGUCUUCCGCCACAAUAGCAGCAGCAGUGGGCCCCACAGCAGCGGCAGCUGGCCCUGCAUCUGGCCCCACAGCCCAGCCUGCCCUGGCUAUAGUAGCAGCAGCAGUGCAAUGGAGAGACACUAGCCCUAGCCGUAAAGUUCAACAGAGACCCAAAGAAGUUGGGGUUCUUCUUACUGCAUGUCUGGACAUACAUGCAAGAGUAUGGUCCAGAAAUGGCCACCAAAGGGGCCAAGGUGCGGUGCGUGACCAAGGCAUUGGAGGGUACCACAGCUGAAUGGAUGGUCAUCCUCCACACCGAUGUCUCAGAACUGAGAAAUUUUGACUGCUUCAUGGCCAUCCUUCAGAAGAGCUUUGAAGGCCCCUUAUUGCAAAUUGCAAAGCCAGAGACCACAUAAAAACCAUCAGCCAAGGGCGCAGGGAAGAGGCCGAAUACACCCAAGAGUUUUGCGACCUGGCCUGCUAACUGACCGACUGGCCAGAAGAUGGUUCUGAUGCUUCUAAAAUGGGUUAAUCAACAAUGUCUACAACACCUGUAUCUCCAGGGGUGCCCCCCCCACACUUCAUGGCUGAUAUGUCCUAGCAGAAGAAGUGGAAAUUGACCUGGCUCAAUCCAAAUACCGUCUGAGCCCUGGAUAGCGAACAUCCUUCCCUGAAACAAAAGAGGCUCCAAAACUGCCAGCAUGCGAGCAGAGUCCACACUGAUGAUUCCCUGGCUGCUUCAGGUGUGGGAAGGAGGGGCACUGAGCUGUUGACUGCUAAGCUGCAUCCUAACCCAGAAGGCAGUUUUGAGUACUGCCAAAAUAUUGGCAAAACCACCACAGAGAAACCACAAGACAGUCCUGAAGGGAGUAGAGGUCGUAGAGUGCACCCCAUCCCCCAAGGAUGGUGAGAGAAUUCCGACUGGCCCAGUGGACAGUCCAGCAAGAAGCAAAUCAUACUACAAUGAUGAU